AUGGAUAUAAACAAUACUAGGCCCAACGAAAAUCCAAAUAAUCGAAUAAAUAAUGCUAAAACCGUUCUAAUAUGUUUGAUGCACAUUUUAGUGGGCUCAUAUUUUGGAUAUGCCACGCAUUAUUAUAUAAGAGAAUAUAAUUCCCAUAACUGCGAGGUGUCCUUGAAUGAGGAUCCUCUUUAUUGUUCCAUGCAAUUUUGUAGUGGCUAUGGAUUCCUUGUCUUAUUUAUCGGAUUUAUUUACCUUGGCUUGAUUUAUUAUAAAAUCUUCAAACCCAGAUUGGGUCGAAGAUUACAUCGGGAUUAUUUGAUACCCCUGGAUAGAUGGUGGCUGGUUUUCAGCAGGAAAAGAUCAGUAUCGGCAAUAUUAAUUGGUAUAUUAUGUAUAGCUGUGGCCGCAUUUCUCUAUAUCGAAACUAAGCAGCAACCCGAGAAAUUAGCCUCUCUGGUGGCUCCCGGCUUCUUUAUACUCUGUGGCUAUGUCUUCUCCAGCGAUCGCGCCGCCAUCAAAUGGCGUUUGGUCAUCACUGGCAUCGCGUGCCAAUUUCUCCUGGGCAUUAUCUGCAUACGCUGGAGUGUGGGUCGAAGUAUAUUCGAAUGUAUUGGUAAUAGAACGGCGAACUUUCUAUCCUUUGCCGAUGAGGGUAGUCGUUUUGUAUAUGGCGAUGAUCUUAUAGGACAGGGUGUUUUUGCCUUUGCCAUUUUAUCGGUGAUAUUUUUCUUUAGCUUCCUCAUUUCAAUUUUGUACUACAUGGGUGUGAUGCAAUGGGUCGUAAUGAAACUAGGGUGGGUACUGUCGCAAAUUUUGGGCACCACCGUCUGCGAAAGUGUAACGGCAGCAGCUAAUAUUGUCCUAUCCAUGACUGAGAGUGCUGUGCUCAUAAGGCCUUAUGUAAAAUUGCUGACAGCCAGUGAAAUUCAUUCGAUUAUGGUGUCGGGAUUUGCCACGGUAUCGGGUUCAGUUUUGGCAGCAUAUCUCAGCUUUGGAGCAUCCCCAGCCCAUUUGAUAACUUCGAGUGUAAUGGCUGCCCCCGCCUCACUGGCCAUUUCGAAAUUAUAUUUACCCGAAACAAAGGAGAGCAAGACGGCAGCGGAUAAUAUACGAUUAGAGAAAUCCCAGGACUCUUCAUUGUUGGAUGCCGCUGCCAAUGGGGCCAACAAUGCCGUACCCAUUGUCCUGGGGAUCAUUGCAAAUCUGGUGGCCUUUGUGGCUUUUAUUGCCUUCCUCAAUGCUGUGGUCAAUUGGUUUGGCAGUUUAGUGGGUCUAGACUUUAUUGACUUUGAAUGGUUAUUUUCGAAGCUGUUUAUACCUCUGGCCUGGGGAAUGGGAGUGCCGUGGAAGGAUUGCGAAGAAGUGGCAAAAGUUGUGGCAGCCAAAACUAUUGUCAAUGAAUUUGUGGCCUAUGAACGUUUGGGAGGAUUGAUCAACAAUAAUGUCAUAGGUGCUCGCAGUGCCAGCAUAGCAACAUUUGCCAUUUGUGGUUUUGCAAAUCCCAGUUCCAUGGGUAUGAUGAUUGGAAUUCUGGGCACCAUGGCUCCCAAAAGUCGAGGCCUCAUAACAUCGGUGGCUUUUCGAGCGUUUGUUGUGGGCAGUAUUGUGUGUUUUGUGUCGGCGAGCUUUGCCGGCAUUCUAAUGCAGGAAGAGGAAGAGAGACGAGUUUAUGAGAGGAUCCUAAGUAUGAACCAGUUAAAAAACAUUACAAUUGGAGUGAUUAAGACAUAA
Messenger RNA from Musca vetustissima, 1722 nucleotides. RefSeq names its product solute carrier family 28 member 3-like. Gene Ontology annotation, biological process: nucleoside transmembrane transport. The transcript has 6 exons. The coding region runs from base 1 to 1722 and encodes 573 amino acids. The record is from RefSeq and is a predicted model, not a curated record. Gene Ontology annotation, cellular component: membrane. Lineage: Eukaryota; Metazoa; Arthropoda; Insecta; Diptera; Muscidae. Gene Ontology annotation, molecular function: nucleoside:sodium symporter activity.